AUGGCUGCUUUCAUAGUCGACAAUCUGGCCCGCGAGCGAGCGAGCGAUUUGGGGCGACGCUUGCCCGCGAUAUCGACCAAAGCAAGAACCUGUAACUACAACAGUCACGAGAUGAACUUCUUCUCAAUAUUUCUGUCGCUGGUUACUUUCAUAAAUUUAAUGGAGAGUGCAAAAUUCAAGUUUUACGUCUGGAGGGACACCCAGAAGUGCGCUGCCGGCACUUCACCCAGAAAGUCUUCACUUCGAAUUCGCAGAGUUUACUCGGUAUUUUUUGACAAGAGAACCAGGCAAAUCUUGAAAAUUAAGCGAUAUAGACAUCAUCCUCAUGAUGCCAUAGUCUCGCUCUUAAAUGAAGAGUACAAUGGAGACAUGACAAACGUUGGCCUUGGAAUUUACCUUGGCUUUGCACGCUCUAAGGAAUUUCGCAGCAAUGAAAGUCCUACCACUAAUCAUAAAUUGGAAAAGGAUAUUUCGGAUGAUAGAAUUCCACUUGUGAAGCCCGGUACUGGAAGUGACUUCUCUGAAAUGUACCACGAUGCUCCAGUCAUGCUAAAAAUUCAUUUUGUGGAGGUGAAGAAAACAGGAGCAGAGGAAAACUAUGCGUUAUUCGUGGCCAACAGCUGUUCUGAAAGUAAAAAAUGGAUUGCUAACGAAGGUUAUUACCGACUUGAUACCAAUAACGGAGAGUUCAUACCUAUUUACUAUGAUCCCAUUGAAUCAGACUUUUACUACUGA
Molecule: messenger RNA, 735 nt
Organism: Haemonchus placei
Lineage: Eukaryota; Metazoa; Nematoda; Chromadorea; Rhabditida; Trichostrongylidae
Source: the annotation of a GenBank genome assembly